AUGGCAGUGUCUGUUCUGUUCUCACGGCUGACAGAGUUUGAUCCAGCAGGAUGUGAAGGUGCCAAGCUGGAUUAUACUCCUUUGUCAGAUGUCAACAUGGUCUGGACAUAUCCUGGGCAUGGUCCACAGACAAUGGGCAAUACUGAUCCAUUUGAAUUGAAGUAUGGCACCUUAACUCGUCUCUUCCAUGUAGCUUUUGUUUGUUUUGUCACCCAACGCUCCUUCCCAAGAGAAUAGUUACUCAUUAAAGAAACCAAUGAUAAAUGUAUCAGCAAAUUGAUAGUGAUGAUAGUUUUUGUGCAAAAAUUGAGUCCCUGUGAUUUACGGAUAUUUGACAGUAGUAGCCGACAGGAUUUUGGUUUGCCUAAGCCAGCCUCAGGGCAGGAAGAGGAAGGAGAGCUUGCAACUAUGUCUCUGGAAUUGAAAAAGUCAAUGCGAAAUGCUGAUUGGCGAAGAUGACAGUAGUAAUGAUGUCAUUACCCUUUGUGUGUGCUUACAUGUUUUUUUUCAAUGUUUGUUUUCAUUCGCCCUGAGUUUCGCUUUGCGCUGAUUGGCAGAAAUCUAACAGCUUAGUCGACAGGGAGCCACAGGGGAAUUGGAGGCAGAAUUCAAAUUCCAGAGACACAGUUGCAAGCUCUCCUUCCUUUUCACACCCUGCCGCCAGAGUGCCCUGAAGAGCCUGCUCGCAGGCUAAUGGUACAGUGUAGUGAAGCUUUUUAAUAUUACUAUGACUGAAUAAAGCUGAUUUGCAAGUUUUUUGUGAAGCCUGUAGGGAUUAAUGACAUGAUAAAUUUGUUUUACUGAUCUUUUGUUUUAGAGAGGAGUAUCUCUCUUUGAUGGAAUAUGCUGAUGAUAAACGUAUGGAUGUUGCUCUCAUUUUUAAGAUGCUUACUGAGGUAAGAUGAUAACAAAUAAUGAUACUAGAACUGUACAAAUGUAUGUGUAGUGACUCUAAUUAAAUAUACUCCUCCAUGUUUUUUUACUGGGACCACCUAGCAAAAGUCCGUCAACACGGCUGCAAGGAAUGCCUUAACCCCUUAAGUCCCAAGAGUGACCAAAAUCAAUUUUCUCCCAACAAAAUCAAUACAUAAUCAAGGGAAAAUGUUUUGAGGAUUAAUAAAAAAAUCAGCUGAUGGGAAAAGCUUUUAUAUACAAACAAAUUCUCUUAACCAAUUCAUUAAGGAAACGUAUGGGGGUUAGUCUGGAGAAUCUGUAUUUGCCUGGAUAUUGGGCUUAAAGGGUUACAAAACAGUAAAGUUGUCAAGUCUGACAGUAAUUUGGUGGAAACUAGUAAAGAUAUAGAUUUGUUAAGUCACUGACUUUUACAUAUAUUUGUAUUGUGGAGGCAAGUUUGUUUCCCCCAUUAUACAAAUGUCUGUAAAAUCUUGCAACUUUGUGGGACAAUAUCCCCGCUUGCUUUUCACAUAAUUUUCCUAAUUUUAAGAUGUUCUUUCCAGCAUAAAUGUCAAUGGAUAUUCGCUUAGUGGUCUUUAUCAAAGUACACAAUUAGUUAUUGAGAUUAUUGUUGAAGUUUAAAAAGCCCUAUCCACACGUAUCCGUUUUUGUUUGAAGACGGAAAUUUUUUUCUCCAGUGAGGGGGUGCUUUCGUAUUUCCAUUGCUUAGCGUUUUCAUAUGGACGGGCGAAAACGAUUCGAAUAUGCCAGGUGUGGACACGUAUAUUUUUUAAAAUGGUUGGAUAAAAUCUCCGGUUUCAAAAAUAUCCGGAUACGUGUGGAUAUGGCCUAAACGACAUUUAAUUUUGGUGUUAAGAGUUUAUGUCAUUUUUUGUAGACUGAAGUUAUGGAAGAACAUGAAGAUGCAAGGAGAAUCAUGGCAGAAAAUGUAAGUUGUUACAGAGUUCACACAAAGUCUUGAUCCUUGAAAAUGUCUUGAAAAUGUUUAUAUUUGACAGUUUUUAUUCAUUGAUAUUUUAAAGGUGCUUAAAAUAAUAGACGUGGACAACAAAGGUUAUGCAUCUAAAGAAGACAUUCAAGGAAUGACGCUUGAACAGCUCAAACAAAUAGCAAAUGAGGUUGAUGGUGAUCCAGCUAACACUGAGGAAUAUGAGUUUGCCUUGUUUGAAAUUGAUUCUGUAAGGUAA
Porites evermanni is the source of this 2102-nucleotide messenger RNA. NCBI's taxonomy places the organism in Eukaryota, Metazoa, Cnidaria, Anthozoa, Scleractinia, Poritidae. The record is from the annotation of a GenBank genome assembly.